GAAGGGGGGCUUUUUUUGGCCGAAAAAAGACAUGGUGCGGAGCUCUAAAAAAUCGUAAACUCGAUGGCCAUGGCAGAGGAUUAUUGAAGCGAAUUCGAGCCAUUCCAAGGAUUAAAUCAUCUUCCCCGAUCCGAACACGCAGAGACAACCUCUGUGUUCGCGGUUUACGUCUCGCGUUUUCUCCAAAUCGAUCUUGUUCAUUCUUUCGUUACAAAUUUAUUUUGAUUGUGUAUUAGUGUUUGUAAUGAUGUUUAGAAACCUUCUGUGCUAUUUAAUUUGCAUUUAGUCGCAGGUUAAAGGUUUUUCCAUGGCAAGGGUUGUUAAGUUUGGAAUUGGGGAUUCUGGUUAUACGGAAAAUUGGCCAAAACCGGUGUUUCUGUUGGAUUCGUAAGAUGAUUUAUAAUUGAAUUGGGUUAUUCUCUUCCAUUAUUUGUUGGUAUUUUGCAGGUUGAUGGAUGAGAGGCCUAUAGUUACGCAUAGGAACCAUGUCUGAAAGACUGUACUAUUUUUCAGAAGAAAAAAGAAAACCAGACGAAGAAGAUGAUCUGUAGAAGCGCGUUUUGUUUUAAAAAAUAAUACUAUGCUUUUUAUAUAUAUUACUUUGUUCCAUACUAUCAUCAAUUAACGAAAAUGGUGCAGAUGGCAAAGGGAGUUUGUUGGUGAACCGAGGGUAGUGGGCUCGAAUCCAGCCAGGGCCAAAUGUAUUUUUUGUCAAUUCUUUGGUUUAGAGCAUUACAGAAUUCCAUGCUUUCUCCCAUACGAGGCCUAUGGUACACCCUCAGUUAACAGCCUUAAGAUCUCUCUAUCAUCCAGAUCUAACGUACAGCACUGCAUUCCUACCAUGGACAUUCAAAGAUCAUCCCUAUAGGAUUAAAACCAGAUGCCAUGAACCGGUUGUUGAGGAUUUUAGUUGCCAUGUAGAACAGCCUGCUAAGUUACAAUAUUGUAUCUGGAAGCAAGAUGUGGCCAACGGGAAGAUGGCUCAGUCAUGUCUUCUUGAAAUUCCUGAGCAUGUUGUGGCAAGUCGCUGGCUCCAUGGAGCAAGGUUUGUAGAUUUGGUUGACUGGGAAAGGGAAGUCAGGUAUGAAUGUGAAUUUCAUCAUACCGAAAAGGGUCAGAUGUUCUUAGGGCGUGGUUGGUACAAAUUUGCCAAGGAAAGGUGUCUGCUUGAUGGAGACUCUAUGGGCUUCAGCGUUAAGGAUCCCAUCAGCAAGGAGAUACUUGUAACAAUGUUGAAAAAUUGAAAAUGAUGUAAAAGUUUGUUAUAAGUAUCUAACUCUUUAACUUUUUGUAAUUUUCUGGUGGACUUAGGUCCACCUUUAUAUUAAUAUAUAAGA
Molecule: messenger RNA, 1337 nt
Organism: Vicia villosa (hairy vetch)
Lineage: Eukaryota; Viridiplantae; Streptophyta; Magnoliopsida; Fabales; Fabaceae
Exons: 3
Coding region: 768-1244 (158 amino acids)
Molecular function (GO): DNA binding
Source: RefSeq, a predicted model, not a curated record